GCGAGCGAGCGAGCGAGCGAGAGCGAGAGAGAGAGAGAGCGAGCGAUUGAGCGAGCGAGAGGAUCCCCGCGUCUCAAGUGAUUGGGACUGGUGUUCUGUCCCGGACUGCCGGAUCGGUGUGUGUUGUCUUCCGCGAGAAGAGCGCGGCUUUCCGUGGCGCAUGGAGAAAAGGUAUGAAGAGCUGGUGCAGUACCCAGGGUCAGAGGUCAUGCCCAUGGGGGGGUACGGCGAAGCGAUGAGGUCGCUACCGCCGCAUCACUAUGCCCAUGGCGUUCCUGACUCUCUCAAACACUACCGUGAUCAGAUCUACGGCCACCCUCUGUUUCCACUCUUGGCCUUGGUGUUUGAGAAGUGUGAACUGGCCACGUGCUCACCACGUGACUCCAGCUCGCUGUCAAAUGCGUCCCAUCAUCCCAGCAUGACGGGUCACAGCGACGUCUGCUCGUCUGAAUCGUUCAACGAAGACAUCGCGGCCUUCGCCAAACAGAUCCGUUCAGAGAAACCCAUCUUUUCAUCAAAUCCAGAACUGGACAAUCUGAUGAUCCAGGCCAUCCAAGUACUACGCUUUCACCUACUAGAGCUAGAAAAGGUUCAUGAUCUGUGUGAUAAUUUCUGUCAUCGCUACAUCACCUGUCUUAAGGGCAAAAUGCCCACUGAUUUGGUGCUAGAGGAUCGCGAGUCCGGGUCCAAAUCAGACAUGGAGGAUUUCACAGGUUCUUGCACAAGUCUUUCAGAGCAGAAUCAGUCUUGGUUGCGAGACACAGAUGACUGUUUGUCAACGCCGUCAGGCACCCCGAGCGCCUCCUGUGGACUUGCCACACACAGUGUGGACGCUUGCAGCGACGCUGGAGAUGGACUGGACGGAGCUGUAGCAUCUCCUAGCACAGGAGAAGAGGAUGAGACAGACCGAGACCGACGAAACAACAAGAAACGAGGGAUCUUUCCCAAAGUGGCAACCAACAUCAUGAGAGCUUGGCUCUUCCAGCACCUAUCACAUCCGUACCCUUCCGAAGAACAGAAAAAACAACUCUCUCAAGACACAGGACUCACCAUCCUUCAGGUCAACAACUGGUUUAUAAACGCCCGACGCAGAAUAGUCCAGCCCAUGAUUGACCAGUCAAAUCGCUCAGGUCAAGGUGCCCCGUACAGCCCAGAGGGAGGCGCGUUAGGAGGUUAUGGAUUAGAAAGUCAGCCUCACUUAGGCCUUCGGACAGCAGGUCUUCAGGGAAUGCCGUCUCUGCCUGCAGACUACCCCGGUGCGCUCUUGCCCCAGCCGGGUUACACCCAUGCGGCACCGUCGCUGCACCCAUACCCCGGCCCCCACCCUGCCAUGCUACUGCACCCACCCCCCCAUCCGCACUCCGCCGAGCCUCUAAUUGGACAAGGCCUGGACAUCCAUGCCCACUGAGAGCGGGGGAGGGGAAGGGGCCAACAGGAAACUGGGCCCACGCACUCCGAGUGCACUAGUUUCACCUCAGUAACACGACGGCACGAUUUCAUAAACUUUGUCAUGUUAUGACACUAACCCUUUAUAAUCACCGUCUUAAAAACUGACACAAAACCUUCUAUGUCUUUUUUUUUGUUACAUUACAAACUGAUAUCAGCGUCAGCACAGUGGUAUGGUUCAGGCUUUUUCCUACUGCACAAAUGACUGGAAAUUUUGCCAACACAAAACUGGAUCUGGAUUUUGCUCCAUCAGCCAAAGUGCUGGGCCAAAAUUUUCCAGCUUUAUAGUUAUAGAUAAGCAUCAACGAAGAGCUGAUGGUACUCGGGGACGAGCUGUUCAUGCCAUGCAGAGUAGUUAGUAGAUUUGCCCCACAUUGUGCUGUGCUAUUUCUUAACCCGUGCCAAUGUUUAAGUUUAAUUUUUUUUUUUUUUUAAAGUAUAAGCACAACAAAUUAUUUUUUUUACAAACAAAAGAAUUAAACAGAGGUUCUAAUGGUGUUGCAUAUGUCCACUGUACAACUCUGUUUUCAUCAUAUUUUUGUUGGCAAUCUGGUGAAAGUUAAUUAAUUUUAUCAUAGUGCAAAUUUAUUGAUUAGUUCUUACUGUUGAUGAAAUGUAAUAAUCCAUCGGCAAGCCUUUUCAGGCUCGUAAUUUCAUUCAUUUAAUCAUGUAUUCCAUGUUGAUUUUGAGCGUGGUGCUGUUCACGCUCAGAAAAAAGGGUACAAACAAGUGUUGUUGUUGCUAGGCUGGUGCAUCUUAUGUAUGUAUCAUUUACCUAGAAAGGUGCAUAUAGUGUAUCUUUUAUACUCAAAAACUAAAUACGGUUCAUUUUACAUACCUUAAGUCAUUUUAAAAGGUGCACUAUCUGGGUGAAAGAUACAAAAACAUGCACCCUUGGUUCAGGGUACCACUCCUCUGACAAAAAAAAAAGGUAGUUUAAUACUGAAAGUGUUG
Molecule: messenger RNA, 2400 nt
Organism: Ictalurus furcatus (blue catfish)
Lineage: Eukaryota; Metazoa; Chordata; Actinopteri; Siluriformes; Ictaluridae
Gene: meis3
Product: myeloid ecotropic viral integration site 3
Exons: 13
Coding region: 161-1408 (415 amino acids)
Biological process (GO): positive regulation of transcription by RNA polymerase II; eye development; brain development
Molecular function (GO): DNA-binding transcription activator activity, RNA polymerase II-specific; RNA polymerase II cis-regulatory region sequence-specific DNA binding
Source: RefSeq, a predicted model, not a curated record